UAUGACGAUACUUAUCAGCAAAAUCGCAUUCAUCCUAUUUAUUAUAAAAUCGUCACUAGGUGACGUUUUGGAGUGUGAACAAAUAUGUAGUGGAAUUACGAAAUCAAUUCCUAAGCCUUUGAGAGGAAGACCGGGACCUCCUGGACCAACGGACUAUAAAGCUAUUGAUGAAGCUGUGGAAGUAAAAAUGAAGGAGUUGACAAAGUCCCUGGAUCUGAAGAUGAUAGAAAUGCAGAAAAAAUUUGAAGAAAAAUUGGAAAUGACUGUCCAAAGUCUGAAAAAUGAAAUUUCAAGCACAAAAGAAGCUCUGUGCCACGUUCGACACAACGAGAAAUGUUUUUGGAUCGUCUCCCAAGCAGGCACGAAUUAUAAGGCUAGUGAGGAGACCUGUGCAAAAGUUCCCGGGGGAAAACCCGCGAAUAUUUAUGACCAAAAGCAUUAUGAUUCAAUAAUUAAGCACAUGAGGGCUCGAAUACCCCCCGAUAUCUUCGGUUUGUAUCUAUGGAUUGGAAUGACCUAUGACAUUCAGAGCAAAAAAGUUAAAUUGAACGACGGCAAGACAUCAACAUUCGUCAAAUGGAGAGAGCAUUACCCAGGAAUGACUCAUGAAUAUACAGGGCUCCUCAUAAUGGCAAGGAGAGACGCGGCAGGAAAAUUUGAAGGAAUUUAUAAUCAGAAUCCGAAGUACAAAAAGCCUGGAGUUUUAUGCGAAGCUUGAAUUUUAAAUAUAUUGAAUAUGAGUUGAAUAUUUAUGCGUCUUUUUUCAUGAACUACUUGAUAUGUGGCAAUAAUAUGGCUACUCAAGUCAUAGGUAUAGCCAGAGGAGGCCAAAGUUUUCAACAUUUAUUUUUUGUGAUACAAUUUUGCGGCAUUCGCAGUGAGACAUGAAAUAUGACGCUUUUUUCAACAUCCUUUUACUUUAUUCUUGAGCGAUUUACUGAAAACUGAUUUUUCUGGCUUGCUAUCAAUAAUUCUUUCACCAAAUGAACCAACCGAAAUAGAUGAGAAUGUGCGCGUAAGCGAAGUAAGUCUUUAGAUCAGGGUGAUCCAAACCCAGGCACGCGGGCCA
Messenger RNA from Styela clava, 1069 nucleotides. NCBI's taxonomy places the organism in Eukaryota, Metazoa, Chordata, Ascidiacea, Stolidobranchia, Styelidae. The record is from RefSeq and is a predicted model, not a curated record.